Drosophila yakuba is the source of this 1550-nucleotide messenger RNA. RefSeq lists its product as uncharacterized. NCBI's taxonomy places the organism in Eukaryota, Metazoa, Arthropoda, Insecta, Diptera, Drosophilidae. The coding region runs from base 1 to 921 and encodes 306 amino acids. The record is from RefSeq and is a predicted model, not a curated record. The transcript is spliced from 7 exons.
AUGGGGGAGCUGAUUAGCACGAUGCCGCAUAUAUGCCAUGAUGUGAGCUUCCCAUCUGUGGCUGGAGGGAAAAAAUCGCCGCAGUCCAGCGUCAUCUGCAUGAAGGCGCCGAGCGAGUCUCCAGGGGCCAAGCGAGGAGUCUGGUCGUCGGAAGUUGCCAGAUGGAAUCUGCUGCGAAACAUUAUGCUGCUGCUGCCAAUAUUGUUGUUGUUGCUGCAUGCUGGACUGCAUGCACCAUUGUUGCUGCAUGGCAAGCAUGUUGCCCCCGGUCAACCAGCUGAGCUCAAUUUAUUUGAGUUUAAAAUUGGUUUUAUUUAUAUUUUCAGGUACCCCCGCCAGAAGGACGGAAGCACCGAGCCUCAGGAAUCUUUGCCGGUGGGGAAUGGGAGCUGCUUGUCCCAGUUAUUUGCAGUCGCAGGCUGCGCGCAACUUUUGAAUUUGAGUUGGGCCAGCGUUUCUGGAGGCUGCCAACCCGCCCAUGGGUCUCAUUGCCAGCCUUCAAAUGGUCCAAAUCGCAGUGGAUUCCCGCGCCGCCGUCUAAUUCCAAGGUCCAGGGAGUUGCUGCAUUUCAGCUGGAGUUCUUCAGUGCGUAGUGGAUUCCCGCGUCGCCGUCUUAUUCCAGGGUCCAGGGAGUUGCUUCACUUCGGUUGGAGUUCAUCGUGUGUCGGCGAGAGCGUCGUCAUUGCUUUGGAGUCACCAGGGUCGUCGCUUCUGUGGGUCGUCUCGCCAGGGAAAGGAGGCAUCUUGUGGACGCCGGGCCAAGAUGCUUUGCUUAGGGCCGACGCUCGUCCAAUUCGUCCAGGAUUUUUCAUUUUUGUCCGGUGGGAUUUGGGAAGGAAUGCAUUGCCUUGGAUUUAUAAAGAGCAUCGUCGGAGGGAUAUUGUCAGUAUGUCGUUGCUACCAAGAAAAGGUGGAAUUUAAGGGUCAAGAUUUUGACCUUUUGUCGGGUCAACAGCGCCGCACUUGGAAUUCGUAAGGACGAGAGGGCUUCCCAACUUGGAAACGGCAUCAAAACAUUUUAGGUUUUUAAUGUUUUAGGUGCCGAAAUCGUCGUUUUUCAUUUCGCCGAGUCGGGAAAUGGGAUUUUGUUUGUAUGCCGUUGCUGCCAGAAAAAAGUCGAUUUCAAGGGUCGCGAAAUUGACCUUUUGCCGGGUCAGCAGCGGCGCACCUAGGGUUAAGAAGGACGAGGGUGCACCCCAACAUGGAGACGGCAUCCAAACAUUAUAGGAUUUUUAUGUUUUAGGUGACAAAAGCUUCGUUUUUCGUUGCGCCUAGCAGGGAAGUAGUAGGUUGCGUAGUUUUAUGCUUUUAUUAAUAUGUUUUUCUUUUUCAGGGAUAUUGUCAGUGUUAUCGUUGCUACCAGAAAAAGUCGAAAUUCAAGGGUCACGAUUUUGACCUUUUGCCGGGUCGGCAGCGCCGCACCAAGGGUCAAUAAAAUCGAGGGGGCUUCCUGGAAUAGGGACGGCAUCAAAACAUUGUGGAUUUUUAUAUAUAUUAUUAUAUAUUGCUCUGUUUUAUGUUUUGAUUAAAGUAUUUCAAUCUUUAACGGA